UGGAGGAGCUGACCUUGGAGCAGGGCAUUGCCCAGUGUCUGGAAGAUGUCAAUAGCUCCCGCUGCAGCUUGGAGACCUUGGGGAUGACCUGCACCCACUAGCAUGCCUGGAUGGUUCAAGAAGGCAUGGUAUGGGCUGGCAUCUUUACUCAGUUUGUCCUCCUUUAUCCUGAUCAUCGUUGCCCUGGCGGUGCCACACUGGCUGAGUGGGAAAAUCCUUUGUCAGACUGGAGUGGAUCUGGUGAAUGCCACAGACCCAGAGCUGGUCAAAUUCAUCGGGGACAUUUACUAUGGGCUUUUCCGAGGGUGCAAGGUGCGGCAGUGCGGGCUUGGGGGCCGUCAGUCCCAAUUCACGAUCUUCCCACACCUGGUGAAGGAGCUCAACGCAGGCCUUCAUGUGACGAUUCUUCUGCUCCUCUUCCUGGCCUUGGCCCUGGCUCUGGUCAGCAUGGGCUUUGCCAUUCUCAACAUGAUCCAGGUCCCAUACCGGGCAGUCAAUGGCCCAGGGGGCAUCUGCCUAUGGAAUGUCCUGGCAGGAGGAGUGGUGGCAUUGGCCAUCGCCAGCUUCAUGGCCGCAGUGAAGUUUCACAACCUGACCGAACGGAUCGCCAACUUUCAGGAGAGGCUCUUCCAGUUUGUGGUGGUGGAGGAACAGUAUGAAGAGUCAUUUUGGAUCUGCGUGGCCAGUGCUUCAGCCCAUGCUGCAAACUUGGUCGUGGUGGCCAUCAGUCAAAUUCCCCUUCCUGAGAUCAAGACGAAAAUUGAAGAGGCCACGGUCACGGCUGAGGAUAUUUUGUAUUAAUAGCCUUCUCCUCUCAGACCCUUUCCUAAGUCAGUUCUGUAGUGUGAAUGGAGACCUCACUUUUUUUGCAGCCUCACUAAUACAUAACGGCCAUGUUCUUGUCAGUAACAAGAAAGAUGUGGAGGAACCAAGGCUGGUACCUGGGCCAGGAAAGAAAAACUUCCCCAGAAUUCCUGGUUGCUUUACACUUCUGUCUCUGCCUUCCAGAAGCACCUAAUCUUUCCACAUGACACCAGAAUUGGAU
Carlito syrichta (Philippine tarsier) is the source of this 1045-nucleotide messenger RNA. It is a transcript of the gene CLRN2, whose product is annotated as clarin 2. Lineage: Eukaryota; Metazoa; Chordata; Mammalia; Primates; Tarsiidae. The record is from RefSeq and is a predicted model, not a curated record. Bases 103 to 801 code for a protein of 232 amino acids. The transcript has 3 exons.